Paracoccidioides lutzii Pb01 is the source of this 1029-nucleotide messenger RNA. Its product is annotated as chlorophyll synthesis pathway protein BchC. The transcript has 5 exons. Gene Ontology annotation, molecular function: (R,R)-butanediol dehydrogenase activity. The record is from RefSeq and is a predicted model, not a curated record. Gene Ontology annotation, biological process: butanediol biosynthetic process. Bases 1 to 1029 code for a protein of 342 amino acids. Gene Ontology annotation, cellular component: cytoplasm.
AUGAAAGCAGCACGUUUCUAUGCUGCGGGAGAUAUCCGUGUUGAGGAUGUGGACCCGCCGCAAGCAACUAAUGAUAAGGUUCUGGUGGAAGUAGAAUGGUGUGGAAUUUGCGGAAGCGACCUCAAUGAAUAUGUUCGAGGACCCUACGCAAUCCCUGACGAAAAGAAGGGACCUCAUCAUCUUACUGGCGAGAUGUUGCCAGUCACAUUGGGUCAUGAGUUCUCCGGACGAGUCGUUCAGGCACCACCUACAUCCUCUCUCGUCCCAGGGCAGCCAGUAGCCAUUGAUCCGCGACAUGUGGGAUCUCUUGGUCUGUCUGGGGGAGGAGGGGGGCUUUCUGAAAUGGUUUCUGUUCAUCCGGCCAUGCUUCAUCCGCUUCCGAAUGGGACUGAUCUGGCUGCAGCAGCAUUGAUCGAGCCCCUGGCGGUUGCCUGGCGUGCUGUCAAACGCAGUGGACUUAGCAAUUUAAAAAAUGCUCCCGUUUUGGUCAUUGGUGCAGGGCCUAUUGGCGUGGCCACGGUAUUUGUAUUAAAGGCAGAGGGUUGCGAUAUGAUAUUGGUGUCUGAGAAGGCUGCGCGCCGUCGGGAAUUUCUGGCUGACAUUGUUCACGCUGCUUUUGAUCCUACAGAGGUCAAUAUUGUGGAGAAAUGCAGGGAACUCACGGGCGGAGCUGGGGUGGAAAUAGUAAUCGAUUGCGCCGGGGCCCAGUCAGGAUUUGAACAUGGCUGCGAUAGCCUCAGGGUACAUGGUACUUAUGUCAAUUUGGCAAUUCCAAAAGCUCCAGCGACGCUCCCUUUUGAGCACUUCCUACUAAAGGAGCUAACAUUCAAAACCUUUUUGGCGUAUGACGAGACAGACUUCAAAGAAGUGGUAGCUGCCUUUGGCUCAGGGCGAUUUGCGGGGGUAGAAAGGAUGAUUACCCGCCGUAUCUCCUUAGAUGAGAUCGUGGAGAAGGGGUUCAAAGAGCUCACAGAGAAACCCGGGGAUCAUAUAAAGAUCAUAGCCAGCCCGAAAAUCGGGUUACUAUGA